ACUAUUGUGAUGAAUUUGUUAAUAUGGUUAGAGAUCCUCCUGGUUUUGUGGAUGUUUCAACAUCAAUAUCAACACCACAGUUGUUUAUAAAUCAUGAAAGAAUUAUCAGAGAUGCUGAAUCUCCAGAAACAAUAAUCUCUUCUUCAUCACCCGAAUGUGAAAUGGUUGACCCUCCAGAAAUAUUUCCAGGAUUGCUUUUGAUCAGUGGUGAUGAGUGUUCCCAAAGAGAGAGGUUAACUUGUUCCCCUGUAGCUCCCAUUGUAGCACCUAUUCCAGUGAGAGCUUUAAUGAAUACAACUGAUGAAUCACCAUCCUCAGCAUCAGAUAAUGAUGAAGAAAAGAAUAAAGAAAAUGUGAUAAAAGCAAAGAAUCGACAUGAGAUGUUUGUCAACAAGACUAAAAAGCUACGAUUGGGCAAAAAUCCUGUUCCACUUAAAGACUCUGGCAAUGUUGCAGUGACUUUGACCUUGUCUUCAUCUGAAUCCGAUGACGUUCAAGGAGUUCUUAAUGCACUGGCUGACUUGCUAAAGAUACCUCGUCCAACUACUUUUGAAGUUGAUUGUACUCCUACUUCUCCUGUGCAGAAGCUUGGGCUUUACAACAAAGCCAAACACUCAACUAUCAAGAUUCAUGAAUCACUGUUAGAUGUGAAACCCCGAUUUUGUAGGCAUUGUGACAUUGCUGUAGUUGGUGCAGGCAUUCAGAAGAAGGCUUCUGAACUUCCCUACAUUUCCAAAGAUGAAUGGGAAAACGAUGAAGUUACUUUUUGCAGCACUGACUGCUAUGUUCAAUUUGCUCUGACGCACAAAUCAGCAUCAUCUUCUGAACAAAAGGAGACAACUGCUGUUGUUAGUCAUCUUGGUAAUGCUGCUCAAUCAGAAAAAUGUACCAGUGCUGUAGAAAACCAAGGAGCUAUGUUCUUGGAAAACUGUUCAGGGUCGUGUACUGCGGAAGGUGUGGCCGAAUCUGAAACUGAGAAACCUUGUAAGAACAUUCUUCACGUGUCAGCUCAAUCUUCUCCCACACUUGAAAUAGAGAGAACAGAAGAACUAGAUGUUAUCCAAGAUGAUGAAAAUGUUAGUGCUAAAACUGUAGAAGAAGAAGUAGUGCAUGAUCAGUUUAUGUCUUUGGAGGAAAAGACAAAAACCAGUAUCAGCUCUGAUGUUUCCAGAGCCAAAAAGCACAGUAUCCUAGACAAAAAGGAGGAUUCUGAACCACUAUCGAAAAAGUGGCACGGUUUGCGAUGGAAGUUUUGGAAGGACAGUUGUUCAUAUAAAACAUAUAAAAAUCUAUCUGAAGAAGACCUUGGGCAGACAUUUGACACUACAUCUGUCUGUGUCAAGCCAAACGAGGGACUGAAAGAUGAAAGAAUGUGUGUUUUGUGUCAUGAAGUAGGAGAUGGAGACACGGAAGGCCCAGCCAGAUUACUGAAUGCAGAUGUUGAAAAGUGGGUUCACUUGAAUUGUGCUCUUUGGUCCACAGAAGUGUAUGAGACAGUGAAUGGUGCUCUGAUUAAUGUAGAAACAGCCUUCAAACGAGCCAUGGUGUCAGUUUGUGUACGAUGCAAGAUGGUUGGUGCUUCCUUACGCUGUUUCAAACCCAGGUGCACCAAUGUUUACCACUUCCCAUGUGCAUUUCAGGAAAAAUGUUCUUUUUACAAGGAUAAGAGUAUGCUUUGUCCACAGCAUGUACCCAAAGUUCCUGUACUGGACAAUGAAUUGGAAUCUAUGGCUGUCUUCAGGAGGGUUUACAUAAACAGAGAAGAACACAAGCAAAUUGCAAGUAUGAUUCAUCAAGGUGAUAAAUACCUCAUUCGUAUUGGUAGCCUCAUUUUGUGGAAUGUUGGGCAACUUCUGCCUCACCAGCUUCAAGCUUUUCACAGCUCAACUUCCAUUUAUCCUGUGGGAUAUAAGGCUGUUAGGAUGUACUGGAGUAUUCGAAGACUUGGGAAGCGUUGUCGCUAUGUGUGUAGCAUCCGUGACUUCAGUGGAAAACCAGAUUUUCAAAUACAGGUGCAGGAACCAGGCCAUGAUGAAUUUACUUUAAAGGAUUCAACUCCUAAAGGUGUAUGGCAGCAAGUCUUAGAACCAAUACAAGAAAUGCGUCAACAAGCUAAAACCAUCAACGUGUUUCCAAAUUUCAUCACCGGGGAAGAUCUUUUUGGUCUAACAGAACCAUCCAUUCUUCACAUUCUUGAAUCUCUUCCUGGGGUAGAUUCUCUCACAGACUACAGUUUUCGUUAUGGCCGUUCAUCAUUAUUGGACCUUCCUCUAGCCAUUAAUCCAACAGGUUGUGUCCGCACAGAACCCAAACUUAGAACACAUUUCAAAAGACCACAUACCCUGCAUACAAGCAAUACAUUUAGAUCUAGUCUGCGAUCAACCCUUGGAGAAGCAGAAGCUAAUUCACCUUAUAUCAAACAGUUUGUCCAUUCUAAAUCUUCUCAAUACCGAAAGAUGAAAACUGACUGGCGAAAUUAUGUCUACUUAGCCCGUUCUCGAAUCCAGGGCCUGGGGCUGUAUGCCGCCAGAAAUAUAGAAAAACACACAGUGGUUAUUGAGUAUAUAGGUGUACUCAUUAGAAAUGAAAUAGCUGAGAGGAAUGAGAGAGAAUACACAAAAAAAAAUCGAGGAGUAUACAUGUUUCGCUUAGAUGAGAACAGGGUAAUUGAUGCUACCCUGUCUGGAGGGCUAGCUAGGUACAUCAACCACUCAUGUAAUCCAAACUGUGUAGCUGAGGAGGUGCAGAUUGAUAGAGAGAAGAAGGUUCUGAUUAUAGCCAACCGCAAAAUCACUUGUGGAGAAGAGCUGAGUUACGACUACAGGUUUGAGGUGGAAGAUGAUCAAAACAAAAUCCCUUGCCUGUGUGGGGCACCUAACUGUCGAAAAUGGAUGAAUUAGGCCAGUAGUACUAAACUCCACUAUGAAUUGUGUGUGUGUGUAGGAGAAAGAGGAAAAGAAUGAAUUUUUAGAAAUCAUUUUUCCAAGUAGUAUCGGUACGUGAUAUUCAGGAAAAACUAUUGCUAGAAGACCAAAGUGUAAUUUGAAUCAUGUACAACUCUAAAAGGAGUCUAACAAUCAUUUUGUUUACCUUAUAAAUGUAAUAUUUUGGUGUAUUGUGAGUUAUUUUCAUGGUGAAUUUUGGGAAACUAUUUUUUUUUUUUCUUUCAUCUUUUAAAACAUAAUCUGUAUUAAUCGUAGGAAUGAAUCUGUUGGACUUGUUUUUAACAUAUCAUGAAGUUCUAUGGGUGAUAAGACUACUGUAUAAUUUCUAACAGGUUAUAUAUAAUAAUAGACUAAGUCCUUAAAAUUGAAAAAAACUAUUAACAGGUUUUUCUGAGAUUGUUUGAACUUCAGGUCAGACAACUAAGUUGACUGAAAGAAGUAUUUAAUUGUACAGCUUUGAACAUUUCUAAGAAAUUAUAUUCUGUACUAUGUUUUAUAGAAGUCGGUAUUUACAAUAUUAGUGUUGUUGUGUUUCUUAAAGUUGAUAGUGACACAAGAACGUAAUUAUGAUUUAAGUGGACAGUGUGUGACGUGGUCACUCAUUAGAGGCAUUUAGCUCUGUAAAUGUGUUUAUGUUUGGCAUGAAAAAGUACCUCAUGUUUUUCGUUUCUAAUGCCAAAUAUCUAUUAAUUUUCAUCUUGGAUUUCUUUUGAUUUGAAAAAUAAUAAUUGAGAUUUAAUGAUAAAUAGUACUUUGUGCUAUCUUAUCCCUCCUUUUUUAAGUUAGAAAACUUAAUUAUGCAACACCAAAUGUACAAAUUCAUUACUUUUUUGGGGAUUUUCAGGAUCACUUGAUUUCUAUUAGGAUGUUGGCAUACUAGGUAUACUAGUAGCUCUUAUAUCUAAAAUGUUCCUAUGAGAAAUCUUACGAGUCUCCAAAUUAUGUGUUAGUUUUUGAAACGGGUGUGAUAAGUUUGUAUGCAAAGUGUGUAACUUUUUCAAAAAUUAUAUUUUGGUAUAUGAUUAAUAUGAAACCAUUUUUGUCGAGAUUUUCAUUUAUUAAAUACUUAGAUUGUCUUAUAAAUAAAAGUUUGGCAUAAACUUUAUAGUUUAAAAAGAAAAUUAUUACUCUCCACUGCUGUAUUUGCUGGAUAGUUUAACACAGGUUAUUAUGACAGAGGUGAAAAAAUAUAUUUCAUAUUAAUAGAGUUUAUUUAAAUUCUAAAAUUGGUCAUACUUUUUUUUUCUAAUUAAAGUUAAACUUAACAACAAUAUAUAACUUACAAACAAGAUUUCUGAUGCAUGUUACUAUUUUAUUUUUUGCUUUUUUUAAAGUUGAAAAAUUAACCUUCCAUUUUAACCUGUACCACAAUCACAAAAGGUUUCAAGUAACAUCAAUUAUAUUGUAUACAGUAUUGUAACCCAAAAGAUAUUUGUAUUACAAUGAGAUUACUGAAGAGUUACUAGUCUGUUACUAAAAAAAAAUAUACAGAUCAGUUUUUAAUGGAAAAUAAUGUAUGUAUAAAAUAUGAAAAAAAAGAGGACAAGUUCUUGAUAGUUUCAAGCUCCUGAAUCAGUUUGUCUUACAACAGGUCGAGAAUUGAUUAAACCUGAACAGUAUUGUAACUUGUAUAUAAACAAAAUGUUGAGGAAUAUAUAUUCAGCAUUCGAAAGAUUUCUGUAUAGUUAUUAAAGAUAUGAUAUUACUUGCUUUAAGCCAGAGUCAUUGCUAGUGAGACCACUGUAAUUGACACAGAAUUUGUACAACAUAGUUUUCAUUAAAACUCGUGAAAACCA
This is a messenger RNA of Limulus polyphemus (Atlantic horseshoe crab), 4741 nucleotides long. RefSeq names its product histone-lysine N-methyltransferase 2C-like. The transcript is spliced from 20 exons. Lineage: Eukaryota; Metazoa; Arthropoda; Merostomata; Xiphosura; Limulidae. The record is from RefSeq and is a predicted model, not a curated record. Gene Ontology annotation, molecular function: transcription coactivator activity; histone H3K4 methyltransferase activity; histone binding. Gene Ontology annotation, cellular component: MLL3/4 complex; nucleus. Bases 24 to 2900 code for a protein of 958 amino acids. Gene Ontology annotation, biological process: positive regulation of transcription by RNA polymerase II.